Molecule: messenger RNA, 2351 nt
Organism: Quercus lobata
Lineage: Eukaryota; Viridiplantae; Streptophyta; Magnoliopsida; Fagales; Fagaceae
Exons: 5
Coding region: 960-2018 (352 amino acids)
Biological process (GO): regulation of DNA-templated transcription
Molecular function (GO): DNA-binding transcription factor activity
Source: RefSeq, a predicted model, not a curated record
UUACAAAUAUAGAAUUUUUGUUUCCAACCUUUGUUUUCCUUUUCUUCUUUCUAUUCCAAUUAGUUUUUUAAGGGGUCAAUGAGACCAAUAAUUAUCUUUUACAUAUCAGCUAUAUAUUAUCCCUCUCAUAUUGUGCGGAGCCCACAGCCAUGUGGGACCCACAUGUUGUGAGAUACCUUCUCCAACAAGAGAAGUCUCCAAUCUCAAAAGAAAUCUUCCAAAGUAAUUGGAGACUAAUUCCAUGCCCCAAAUUAUAUUUACAAAUUUAAUAUCUUUUGCAAAGUUAAUCAUAAAGUCGGUGGCUUUUCCUAGUUUUGGACCUCCCUAUACAAAGAAACAGAGUUUUUUAGUGAGGUAGGUGUAGUGUAUAGUAAAGUUGAGGGCAUUGCCAUUAAUCAUGAAGCCAAGGAAAAAAAAUGACUAGAUGAUUUAGUGAGAGAAGGCAAUGCUGGCUAACGAUUUGACAGAUAAAUGUGGACCUAACUAUAGUAAUGUUCUGGAUGGAACAGAAUUAGUGUAAAUUGACAUCAAAGUAUUUGGACUCAGGCUGUAUACAGCUCAUAGCCCCCUUAUCUUUCACUGUCUAUUUGAUUUCACAUUAGAUGAUCCACCUUUCAUAGUAUGUGAAAUAAUACUUUGCCUCUACUAUGAGUCUAUAUCACAUUAUCACUAGUCAUUGUCGUUGUCUCUCAAUACUCAGCUGUGGUGCAAUACUUCUUGGAUAAGCUCAUUUGACUUUCACUACUUUGAUCCUUGAUCUUGUCGAGAAAUUUUCUUUGUUCUGUAUCCGUCAUCAAAAACCUCUCCAUUAGGCAUUGAUCUGUCUGAUCUUAUAUAAUCCUUAGAGAACUAUAUAUACCAAUGGUGAUUCUCUCUUGUAGGACUGCAAGGUUUCACAUCAGAUUUGAAGGGAUAUCUGAAUAGCAGAAUCUAGCUUGGAGGCUAAUUUACUUAAAGGCAUGGAGAAUUCAGAUGGUUCAUCAACCAUGAGAAACUUUGCAUUCAAAGGAAGACUGUUACCGCUGCCACCUAAUACCUUCGAUUGCAUUUUUCCAUCUGAUGAAAAUUGCAUUGCCAAUCCCACUGUUAGAUCAGAAGGUUAUCCAAAGCCUACGGGGGGAUGCCACCAACGUACAUCAUCCGAUAGCUUUCUAUUAGAGGAACAACCCGCUUGGCUUGACGAAUUGCUUAAUGAGCCAGAGAUACCUGUGAGCAGAGGUCAUCAGCGUUCAUCAAGUGACUCUAUUGCAUCCUUAAAUGGACCAGCUAAGUCCUUUAGAGAAGACAGAUACAAGUUCAAAAACAAUCCUGAAGCUGGACCUUCUAGGGGAUUUUCUAGUUUUGAUCAUCAUAAAGGUUUGUCACAGGCUUCCUUGCAUGCAAAUGCAAGCACUUCUCAUAUGCAUCAAAAUAAGGCACGGGAACCAUCCUCCACUUCUGUUACCUCCUCAAGCAGAUCUUUAUUUACAAGUGAUGGCAUUAGUCUUCAAACCUCAGGAUCAUCAUGCACUCCGCAAGAACCUGAUGGCAUGCCAUCUAAAGCCAUUGUAAAGAAAGAUGGAAAGGAUCCAGAACUCUCUUCAUUUAGAAGCGAUUGCAGCCAUUCUAAUCCAACUACAUCCAGGGCAGAUUUAAAGCGUGCUAAACAGCAAUUUGCCCAACGGUCCCGACUCAGGAAACUUCAAUAUAUAGCUGAAAUGGAAAGAAAUAUCCAAGUUUUGCAGGCAGAAGGAUAUGAAGUCUCAGCUGAGCUUGAAUUUCUUGACCAACAGAAUCUUAUAUUGGGCAUGGAAAACAUGGCCCUCAAGCAACGGUUGGAAAGUUUAUCUCAAGAGAGAUUCAUAAAACACUUGGAACAGGAUAUGCUACAAAAAGAAGUCUCAAGGCUUCAAAAUUUAUACCAACAGCAGCAGCAGCAGCAGCAGAUGCAUUCAAAACGUCAUCAAAUCAACAGUACAAAUCUUGAUUCCCACACCUCCAUAAUACCAAAGGAAGCUGGUUCCUGGGAAUGCAAUUAGCAGCUGACAAGACAAAAGAUAUCAUACAUAGAUGGACUAAUAUUCUCAUUAUCUAAUCUAUAUUCUCUUUCUUUUUUUAUGAAAUUUGGAAACUAGUAAGGCCUUAUUAUUAGAGCCUUUGUCACUUUUGUUGUUAUGUUAUAGGUAUAUGCCUUGUUGGUAAAUCCUGGGAAAAGCCAAUCUCUUGGAAUUGAGCUGGCCCGGAAAUACCAAAUGAGAUUGUAUUGGUUAUUCUCCAUAACAUGGCUUGCAUAGUAUGUUCUUUGUUUGUUUGUGACUUCCAUAUGUUGCCUCAAAGUGAAAGAGAUUUCAAUAAACUACAGAAUUUGGUUU